This is a messenger RNA of Hypanus sabinus (Atlantic stingray), 1443 nucleotides long. Its product is annotated as CUGBP Elav-like family member 4. The coding region runs from base 1 to 1443 and encodes 480 amino acids. Gene Ontology annotation, biological process: mRNA splice site recognition; regulation of alternative mRNA splicing, via spliceosome. The transcript has 12 exons. The record is from RefSeq and is a predicted model, not a curated record. Gene Ontology annotation, cellular component: nucleus; ribonucleoprotein complex; cytoplasm. Gene Ontology annotation, molecular function: mRNA binding. Lineage: Eukaryota; Metazoa; Chordata; Chondrichthyes; Myliobatiformes; Dasyatidae.
AUGGCCACUGUAAGCAACGGAGUACAGCUAGACACCAACAACAGUGGCGGCAGCGGGCGAAUGAACGGCUUAAGCCACAGUCAAAACACCAUCCCAAUGAAAGAUCACGACGCCAUCAAACUCUUCAUCGGCCAGAUCCCACGUAACCUGGAAGAAAAGGACCUAAAACCGCUGUUCGAGGAAUUUGGCAAGAUCUACGAACUGACUGUGCUGAAGGACCGUUUCACUGGUAUGCACAAAGGUUGUGCCUUCCUCACGUAUUGUGCCAGGGACUCGGCGCUUAAAGCUCAGAGUGCAUUACACGAACAGAAGACAUUGCCAGGGAUGAACCGACCCAUUCAGGUGAAGCCUGCCGACAGCGAAGGUCGAGGAGAAGACAGAAAGCUCUUUGUGGGUAUGCUGGGGAAGCAACAAACAGAAGAUGACGUGAGGCGGCUGUUUGAGUCCUUUGGGUCAAUUGAAGAGUGCACCAUACUCAGAGGUCCUGAUGGAACCAGCAAAGGCUGUGCAUUUGUAAAAUAUUCCUCGCACGCAGAAGCCCAAGCAGCCAUCAACAGUCUGCAUGGAAGCCAGACUAUGCCGGGGGCCUCAUCUAGCCUGGUGGUGAAGUUUGCCGACACUGACAAGGAACGCACGUUGCGUCGCAUGCACCAGAUGGCAGGGCAGCUGGGCAUCUUUAAUCCAAUGGCGAUUCAGUUUGGUGCAUAUGGAGCUUAUACUCAGGCGCUGAUGCAGCAGCAGGCAGCGUUGAUGGCGGCAGCGCAGGGUUCCUACCUGAACCCGAUGGCUGCAAUUGCCGCGGCCCAAAUGCAGCAGAUGGCAGCCUUUAAUGUGAACGGACUGGUGGCCACACCGAUGACGCCGUCCUCAGGGACCAGCACACCCCCUGGUAUUAAUGCAACAGCUGUACCUAGUAUAGCUACGCCCAUCGGAGUCAAUGGGUUUAGCGCAAUGCCACCACAGACAAAUGGACAGCCAACAUCAGAUACCAUCUAUGCCAAUGGCAUCCAUCCAUACCCAGCUCAAAGUCCAACAGUGGCUGACCCAUUACAGCAAGCUUAUGCAGGCAUGCAGCACUACACAGGUCCAGCAGCUUACCCUGCAGCGUACGCUCCCAUUGGUCAGGCAUUUCCACAGCAACCCCCUAUCAUUCCUCAGCAACAAAGAGAAGGACCGGAAGGAUGCAAUCUGUUCAUCUACCAUCUGCCGCAGGAGUUUGGGGAUGCUGAGCUCAUGCAGAUGUUCAUGCCUUUUGGCAAUGUCAUCUCUGCCAAAGUUUUCGUUGAUCGUGCCACAAACCAAAGUAAAUGCUUUGGCUUUGUGAGUUUUGACAAUCCUACCAGUGCUCAGGCUGCUAUUCAGGCUAUGAACGGCUUUCAGAUUGGAAUGAAGAGGCUAAAAGUACAACUGAAACGACCAAAAGACGCUAACCGACCAUAUUGA